Messenger RNA from Funneliformis mosseae, 608 nucleotides. NCBI's taxonomy places the organism in Eukaryota, Fungi, Glomeromycota, Glomeromycetes, Glomerales, Glomeraceae. The record is from the annotation of a GenBank genome assembly.
GUAUUUGGUUGUUGAAAACGUUCCUGCACUUGGCUUAACCAAAGAACUUCUCGAAUUAUUUGCACUUUAUGGGACCAUAGAAGAAUAUCGAUGCCUUGAUGAUUAUCCAUGUGAAGAAUUCACUGAUGUUUAUUGGAUAAAAUUUCAAUCACUUCCUCAAGCAAGAGCAGCAAAAAGGAAGGUUGAUGAUCACAUCUUCUUUAGUUCGAAUCUAAGAGUACGUUAUGGUCCAGAGUAUGAAACUAUUGUAGAUACAAGACAAAAAUUAAUAGAUAGACGUCAUGUAAUUUCUAUUAAAACUAAUGAAAAGAAAGAUGAGAAUACUUUAACAAAAUUUCAAAAAACGCGGCCAAUACAAUCGAAUGAUGCACCGUCACAUCCGGUUCCAGUUAUGUAUCCUCAAGAAGAUUUAUCUACCUAUUAUAAUUAUUCAAUUCAAUCUCAUGAACCGCCGAUACCUGGAGUUGGAUAUCCAACUUCAUUUUCAACAAGUUUGACUUCUACAUCUUAUCAACCACAUAUCGAUUCAAAUUCGCUAUCUUCUACUGUUAAUGCUAUACGACAAAGAAUUAACGAUGCUUCAUCAAAUCCUACAUCAACAAAGAAAC